Dovyalis caffra is the source of this 2082-nucleotide messenger RNA. The record is from the annotation of a GenBank genome assembly. NCBI's taxonomy places the organism in Eukaryota, Viridiplantae, Streptophyta, Magnoliopsida, Malpighiales, Salicaceae.
AUGAAUAGACGGUUGUAUUCAGUGUUAAGUGAGAGGCAGAAAUUUGCAAACUUUUUGCGGUUUUGUUCAAAAAGUUUGUUACUUGAUCAAGGAAUGCAAGUACAUGGAGCUUCCGUCAAAAUGGGGUUUGGGUUUGAUUUGAUGUUAAGCAAUGAUCUCAUAGCUAUGUAUGGAAAAUGUGGUAGACUGGAUGUUGCUUGCGAUGUGUUUGAUAGAAUGCUUGAAAGAAAUGUGGUUUCUUGGACAGCUCUUAUGUGUGGGCACAUACAAAAUGGGAACCCGCUAGCGUCACUAUCACUAUUCUCCAAAAUGGGCUUAUCGGGUGUGAAACCGAAUGAUUUCACCUUUUCGAUGAAUCUUAAAGCCUGUGGCUUGUUGAAUGGCCUUGAUAUUGGGAGACAAAUUCAUGAUAUUUGUGUGAAAACUGGAUUUGAUAUGGUGAAUGUGGUAGGGAAUUCUAUCAUUGACAUGUACUCAAAAUGUGGAAGAGUCACGGAAGCUGCCCGCAUGUUUGAAGUUAUGCCUGUUAGGAGCCUUGUAAGUUGGAAUGCUAUGAUAGGAGGGUAUACUCUUGCAGGAUUUUGUGAGAAAGCUCUAGUUUUGUUUCGCAAAAUGCAAGAAGGUAGGCAAGUCCUUGAUGAAUUCACGUUUACAAGCACAAUGAAGGCUUGCAGUGAUCUUGGUGCAAUCAAAGAAGGAAACCAAAUUCAUGCUUUCUUGAUUACUGGUGGCUUCCUGUAUUCUGUUAAUACUGCUAUUGCUGGUGCUCUCGUUGAUUUAUAUGUGAAAUGUGGGAAGUUGUUCGAGGCUAGAAGAGUGUUUAGUCAUAUUGAAAAGAAACAUGUGAUAUCAUGGACAGCACUCAUUCUUGGUUAUGCUCAAGAAGGAAACUUAGCAGAGUCCAUUGACUUGUUGAGGCAGCUUAGAGAGAGUGGCAUUCAUGUAGACAGGUUUAUUCUGUCAAGCAUGAUGGGUGUGUUUGCUGAUUUUGCGCUUGUUCAGCAAGGCAAGCAAAUGCAUGCGUUUGCUAUUAAAGUCCCAUCCGGCGUAGACAUCUCAGUAUGCAACUCAAUUUUGGACAUGUAUCUGAAGUGUGGAAUGAUAAAUGAGGCCGAGAGACUGUUCGGUGAAAUGCCCUCUAGAAAUGUGAUUUCUUGGACAGUCAUGAUCACUGGCUAUGGGAAACAUGGUCUUGGCAAAGAGGCAAUUCGUCUCUUCAACGAAAUGCAAUUAGGUAGCACUGAGCCUGAUGAUGUGACUUACUUGGCAGUGCUUUUAGGCUGUAGCCAUUCAGGACUAGUAGAAGAAGGUCAAGAAUACUUCUCAAGGUUAUGCAGUGACCAUAGGAUCAAAGCUAGAGUAGAGCAUUAUGCAUGCAUGGUUGAUCUCCUUGGCCGAGCUGGGCGCUUAAAAGAAGCUAAGAAUCUCAUCGAUAGCAUGCCUCUAAAGGCAAAUGUGGGGAUAUGGCAGACAUUGCUUAGUGCUUGCAGAGUACAUAGAGACCUGGAAUUGGGCGGAGAAGUAGGUGACAUUCUUCUGAGGUUAGACAGUGAAAAUGCUGUCAAUUAUGUGAUGAUGUCCAACAUUUAUGCUGAUGCAGGCUAUUGGAAAGAAUGUGAGAGAAUAAGGGAAUUGGUGAAGUCAAAGAGGUUAAAGAAAGAGGCAGGACGUAGUUGGGUAGAGAUUGACAAGGAGGUACACGUUUUCUAUGGUGGAGAUGAUACACAUCCCCUCUCGGAGAAAAUACAUGAUAUCUUGAAGGAAAUGGAGAGGAGGAUGAAAGAAGAGUUAGGUUAUGUUUAUGGGGUUAAAUAUGCAUUACAUGAUGUGGAAGAAGAGUCAAAGAUGGAGAACUUGAGAGUUCAUAGUGAGAAGUUGGCAAUAGGGCUGGCAUUGGUUUGUGGGGUGUUAGAAGAGGGAGGAAAGGUGAUUCGUGUUUUCAAAAACUUGAGAGUUUGUGGGGAUUGUCACGAGUUCAUCAAGGGUUUAUCUAAGAUCUUGAAAAUGGUAUUUGUUGUGAGAGAUGCAAAUAGAUUUCACAUGUUUGAGGAUGGCUUGUGCUCUUGUGGAGAUUACUGGUGA